Molecule: messenger RNA, 513 nt
Organism: Fusarium proliferatum ET1
Lineage: Eukaryota; Fungi; Ascomycota; Sordariomycetes; Hypocreales; Nectriaceae
Exons: 3
Coding region: 1-513 (170 amino acids)
Molecular function (GO): zinc ion binding
Source: RefSeq, a predicted model, not a curated record
AUGGAGAGUCCUACAUCCAAUUCUGAGCAUCACAAGCAUCAUGCUCAUCACUCCCUCGAGGACGACAAUCGACGGUCGUCAGACCGCAAGUCCAUCGAAUUCAGUUCACCUCUCGCCAAGCCGCCACUUGCAAGCCCACCUCCCAAAAAUCUGAAAGGAGAUGACCACAAAGAUACCUUGGGGCCAGAGCGGAAGGAAGAGGAGCUUUUCAGUAUGCCGCUCAAGAGCCUGAAAAGCGUGAGUGCACCGGUUAUUUGCCCAGUUUGUGAAGUAAGGGCCAUGACUAUCACAGAGACGCGAUCUGGUGGUUUCACUUUCGGUGCUGCCGGUCUCGUAUGCCUUUUGUCCUGCGCUAUCCUGGCAUGGGUCCCCUUCUUCAUCCCCGAAACCAAGGAUGUUUUUCAUCGGUGUGGCAAUUGUAAAGUAUAUCUUGCUCAGUGGCACCGAGUAGGUCGCACUGAAAUCCUCGCCUACCCAGGGGUGAACAAGGAUGAGAACAAGGAUGGAGAAUAA